AUGGGGGUAUCCACACAGGGCAGUGCAGGACAAACGAAGCUCUGCUUGCCCCGCCUCGUCUCGUAUUACUCCCAGGGCCGCUUCCGCGGCAUCCGACUGUGUCUCACAAAUCGAAUGGGAGAGUUUGUCGGACUCGACAUCAUAUCAACUCCAACACUACCUUAUGCAAGUACGGCGCUCGAUCUCGGUGGCAUGAACAACAUUGUUGUACUAGUUCCUUACGUCAGGAGCGUCAAGGACGUCUGA
Coprinopsis cinerea okayama7#130 is the source of this 246-nucleotide messenger RNA. RefSeq lists its product as hypothetical. NCBI's taxonomy places the organism in Eukaryota, Fungi, Basidiomycota, Agaricomycetes, Agaricales, Psathyrellaceae. The coding region runs from base 1 to 246 and encodes 81 amino acids. The transcript is spliced from 3 exons. The record is from RefSeq and is a predicted model, not a curated record.